ACAUGGAAAACGCUGCCUCUACUUCUGGAUCCAACUUCAUCGACUUUGGUAUGGAUGAGACUGAAUGGGACACAUUGAUGGCAAGUGUUCCCACAUCCAUGUUGGAGCCCGCUGUUGUUAUGCCUCCUCCUGGAUUUGCACCAAUUGCCGGACCCAGUGGAGUCUCGCAACCUGCAUCUCCUAGGAUUAGCCAAUUCAAUACUUUGGCCCCGGAUGUUUCGGUUGUUGUGCCCUCUUCGGAUGUCCCCUCCGCAUCGAAGACUGCUCAUGCCUGUUCAACUUGCAAUAAAGUCUUCGCAUCAAAGCCUAAUUUGACUAGGCAUUUGAAAACUCACAUGGCUGUGAAGCCCUUCGCUUGUGAGGAAUGUGGCAAAGGAUUCGCCCGCAAAGAACAUUUGACUCGCCAUAUGCUGAUGCAUGCUCCUGCGACUGUUCCGAUCACUCAUCAAUGCAAGGACUGUGAUAUGACCUUCACGAGACUGGACAAUUUGAGGAGACACGAGCGUGCGACUCAUGGAGAGCCUAUUCACAAAUGCUCUCAGUGUGAUCAAGCAUUUAGCCGAAAAUCUAAUUUGAUGCAACAUGUGAGAGUUUCUCAUAGCGCUCCAAUGAAACGCAAGGCUGAAGAGCAAGGACCUGCACCUAAACGUCACAGGCCCGCACGUAGAAGUGCCCUCAAUACAUUCGCUACGGAGUUUUUCACACCCUCCCCCACGAAUGCCGCCGACCUUAAAAUGAGUUUCAAGGAACUCAAGCCACAAAUACUUGCAUUCUUGAAAGAAGAAAUGAUGGAAAAACAAUCGAUGAAGUGGAGAAUUAUCGUCAAGGCCCUUUUUUCAAGAAUUGGAUCCGACGGCGAGGAACAAAUGAAUUCAACAUAUCUUAGCUGUAAAUUCGUGACGGAACUGGUUGAAGAAACCAUUGAAAAACAUUUAGAUGAAGCCAUGGUAUGUGUUGAAAAAAAUUUAGAAGAGUUCCAGCAGCUAGGAUCUGGAUGGAUUUUAGAAGAGAUACAACAUGUGGAGAUCCCAACAGCAAAAUAUCACCCCUUGGCAGCAAGCUCAUAUAUUCCACUUCCUGGAAAACUUGCUGCCAAAAAAGCCAUACUUAAUAUUCAAAACGAGGACCAAAAAUGUUUGGUUUGGUGUCUGCUAGCAGCAAGAAUGAAUAUUGAUCGGGGAGAUCAUCCAUAUCGGGUGUCACACUACACGCAGCAUGAGCAGGAAAUAAAAUUAGGAGAGGUUCCAUGUCCCGUACCUGUGUCGAAGAUUUCAACAAUUGAAAAAUUAAAUAAUCUGAGGAUUAACAUUUAUGGUUAUGAAGAAGAGGAAGUCUUCCCGCUCCAUAUAUCCAAGCAUAAAAAUGAAGAAUCAAUAAAUCUUUUACUAAUAUCUAAUGACGUAACCCACCAUUACUGCCUCAUCAAGAAUAUGUCUCGUCUCCUCGCCGACCUCACCAAGCAUGACGGUGCACGUUUUUACUGUGAGAGAUGUUUACAUCGUUUCUCGCAGAAAAAACUUCUGGAAGAUCAUUUGAAGUAUUGCAGUGAACAUUCUCCACAGAACAUUAAGAUGCCGAAAAACAUACAGCAUGCGGCUAUGGCUAUGUCAUCGUGGGACCUGAUGGGAAAUGCAUCAAGCCGAUACAAAUAUACAGAGGACCGGAGGCAUCACAUCAUUUUUUAA
Uloborus diversus is the source of this 1685-nucleotide messenger RNA. RefSeq names its product RB-associated KRAB zinc finger protein-like. The record is from RefSeq and is a predicted model, not a curated record. NCBI's taxonomy places the organism in Eukaryota, Metazoa, Arthropoda, Arachnida, Araneae, Uloboridae. The coding region runs from base 3 to 1685 and encodes 560 amino acids. The transcript is spliced from 5 exons.